Molecule: messenger RNA, 3658 nt
Organism: Linum trigynum
Lineage: Eukaryota; Viridiplantae; Streptophyta; Magnoliopsida; Malpighiales; Linaceae
Source: the annotation of a GenBank genome assembly
GGUGGGCAAUCGAACUAACCGCGUUAGGAGUCGAUGAAUAUGUGGAGCAUGAAGACCUACAAAAAUCUUUGUAGCUCGGGAAGCAGUAAAGACAUACUCAUCUUCCAAACAAUAAACCAAAUGUGUAAUGUUAACAAAUAUUCAUAUGUAGAUAUACGUUUACACUAAAAGAACAUCAAGACAAUAUUAGGCACGUUCAAAUAUAUAAUAAUUGAGCUAACCUCCUAGAAUAAAAAUCUAAAUGAAAAAUGAAUUCGGGUGCAUUUAUAGAAAUUUGACUAAUAUGUUUUCUGUAAAAGGACUCAUCUACAAAUUUGCUAAACACAUUUAUGAUCCUAAAUGUUUCUACUGUGUUCAACAAUCAAUACUUCUUUUAGAGUAAGCAAGAAUAUGGGUUUACCUUCAUCAUGUUCUAGAUAUAGUGAUGUUAAUGCCACCACUUGGCCAAACACUCCUGCUUCGGGAAGCAAGUUCUCAAAAGAAGCAAUCAUGGUAUCCCAGAAGACAACGAUAACAAAAGCUCCCCUGUUGGAUAUAAGAAAAUAUUAUUUUCGUUCUAAAUGGAAUUAGUAGGCUCAAAGUGAUUCAUAGGGCACAAAAAAUACAUACUCUAUCAGUUGGAGGCGAAUUCGUUUUCUUUGCAAUGGUAGUCCUAGAACGAUAACAUCGGUCUGGUUGCACAUAACUAUUCUACCAACCAAAUCUAAGUAUACCACAACCCAUCAGUACCUAAACUACUCAUUAGUAAAAAAACAAAUGGUAUUUCGAAUAUUAGGAGGAUAGUUACUAGGAAGAACUUGAGGAGUUGUCAAAACGAAUGGAAAGCCAUCAUAAGCCAGAAAAUGAAAACUCAAAGUGGGAAUGUCAUCAGUGUCUUCCCUUUUACGAAAAACCGUAUUGGCUCUAAACCCAAGUCGUAGGUGUCCAGGAGAAACACGAUGGCUGCUUGUAUUCUCUUCAACGACAAAAUGUGGUAUAAUAUAAAUGUAAUCUUCACGAAAGUACCCCAAGGAAUUGGUGUACAUGUUCUCCAUGAAUAAUUCCCUCAAUUUGAACACCCUGGGAAAGCAACGUAUGAAAUGAAUGAAUGUAAACAAAAGAAGAAACGAACCCGAAGAGAAGAACACCAACACUUACGUCUUUUUCAAGGAAAAGCAAAUUAAGAUGUUCAAAGGCGUUUCCCAAAGAUGACAUCUUCCCCCACAUCCGUAGUAGCCGUACCCGAACUGAACAAAAGUGUUCAUGGAUUUGAAGAUGGGAGACGGGAACAACAGGCAUUGCAUUCAUGUUUAGGAGAUUUCAGCGUGUUUAACGGUGGCGGAUGGUAUGGCAAAUGGGUAACUGUGGAGUAAAAACGUAGAUGACAGUGGGAGGGAAAUUGGAGUGGUGUUCGGGUGGUAUACUGCGUUGUGGAACGUGGGUAAUUUGUGGAGAAUCAAGAAUGGGGCAGUUGAACUUUGAAAAUGAGCUAAUGGGAGUGAUGGCACGGUAAGUGGGUUGCCUAAACGGAUUAGUACCAUACAUUCAAUUAGGCUUUUCUUACCAGGCCCAUUAGCCCACUUGUCUUAUCGGCCCAUCAACAUUUAUUCAUUUAUCCCAUUGUAAUGCAUCACCAAUCGGCCAUUUAUUGCAAACUGGAAAACACCACAACCAAAGGAAGAAGACGAAUCGUCUCACUUUUCCGUUCCCACACAGCCGAUCUUUUCUCCCCGACGAAGAAGUUGAGCGCCAUUUGCGCCUCUUGCAUGCACACCACUGCCAUUCCGUCAGGUAACACGGAGGUUGUGGUUCGGUUAGCCAACGGCGAUUUGGUCAAAGUAUCUGAGGGGUAGUGUGGCAGAAGGUCUAACACCGACAAACACAGUUGAAGCUUUCAGUCCGCACCUCCCGGCGAACAGUACCCACCGCUACAGGUUCUUUCCUUUACUUAAACCUCUGCAAACUAUGUGGACUGUGUCUUAGAAUGAGUACCAACUUUUAAAUUAACGAAUCCAACAUAUGAUUCAUUUCUAUGCAGGCUACGAUUACGAUCGAGAAAGAACUCCACCAGCGGUUACAUAUGUUGCAUGUAUUAAUCUAACGUCCUCCACAAGUACUUCCGAAAACAUAAUUUGAGAAAGGAAUCAGUGGUGUAGUUUAUGAACCAUGUAUGACGUACCACCAUGGAACACGUAAGUAUUGUUUGACCAACAAACACCUAACACAAUAGACUAUUAUGCUUAAUUUUUCAAGUUAUUUGCAUUUGUGACCGGUUAAAUUUAUAGGCGUUUUAUCGUUGCUCCUGCUUUCGUUGCAAAUCUGAGCUAUGAAGAAGCCGUAGCCAUAUCUCAUGUUGUUGAUACCGUGGAUCUUAUACUAUUGCAAGUGAAUGGUGAUAAUGAGGUGAUCCAAAUAAGCUUUUUGUUAUGCAUCGUUCUCCAUUAGUUAUAUAGUUAUAAUAUUUCAUAUUUGUUUUUUUUUUCUCAAAUAUAUUGAUUUUUAAUUAAAUGCCAGGGCACUUGUUACCUCUUAUCCGGACGUGUCACAGAAGUGAGGUCUUCUUAGAGUACAUUUGAUGCACUUAACUAUUGAGGAUCAAUUCAGUGAUGUUGAGGUGGUAUUCCCAUCGUCAUACUUACGAAGGAUAAUUGCAUAUAUAGUUAGUCACAAUGAUGCUGACAAUGCCGACUUUGAAACACUACUCAACUUGCUUGGUGCAAACAAUUAUGAGGUCAUGGUGACAAUCUGUCCUUGGAACAACAUGUUCAAUUAUUUUGAGCUGUUCUUCGUAAAGUUGUUCUUGCCUUUGGGCAAUUGAUUACCAUCUACGCAAUGUGAAUGUAAUCUAGUAAUGUUUCUAAGUAGUCCACUUGUAUAUCGUUUCUCCUAUCCUUUAAGAAUACUGUAAUUGUAAACGCAACACUCUUUUGCAAGUACUUUAUCGGUUUAGCGGUGUUCCAUAAAAAAUUGUAUGAAUGUCUUAUUGUUGAUAGUUUAUUUUCUUGUUGUAUGGAUGCAAUGAUAAUAGUCCAUGAACAUCGCUUUGUAUCAAAAUCAUAUUGAUGGAUAGCAUAGAGAUAGUAUGUGAAAAGGUGGACUAAUCCACAUGCUUAAUUACCCCACCCGCCACGCAUUGAAUUCAGAUGUUUGUUGAAUACAUGAGUCUCUGCUUCUGUCAUUUCAUGUUUAGGUUUUGCCUAAUCCAUAUCCUUAUUCGUGCUUCACAUUCUCUUCUCCUUUUCAGUGCCACAUUCUCGUUUAACACCAUUCACCAUCAGGUUACAUUUUGCUCGAUCCAUAAACACACAUUCUCAUGCAGAUGUAAUUGUUGAAUUAUGAAUGGGUUAAAGUUUUUUUUUAAUAAAGGGGAGGCAAAAACCAAGGUUACAAAGCAUGGCGGUGUUGGACAGUAAAACCCAUGAAAAAGAGCAGUGGGGCAAUAGCAGGAAAGAAUGCGGACCAACCUCUCAAAAACCAAUACCAAAGCAGGUGGCAUACACAAACACAACUCAACAAUCCAAGUUUAUGUUCUGCAGAACUCUCAGCUGUUAACUAACACCAACAAUGUCAUCUAACGAAACUAUAUCAAGCCCUCUAGAUGGACAAAACUCUAUAAUUAGUAAUACAUUAAGGUUAACAUAGAACUCGGUCACAUAGGGAAUAAGUUAAAGAUGAAAGA